AUGGCAGAAGAAUUCGAUCAAGUUUUGUUGAAGCGAUUCGACGAUUGGCUUGGUGAGCAAAUCAAAGCCAAGAAUAUCUUCAACCAAAACGGUGCCAAUCAGGUAUGGAUUCACGCCGUCAACGUCGCUCGCGAGCUGGGGAUUCCCAGUGAGUUGAUCGAGAAGAAUGUGACACCGUUUCCGUCCACUCAGGUGGGCAUUCAUUUAGAAAAUCCGGGCGUAGAAGCACUGGCAAGGAUGAUUGCCGACCUGCGAGAGCAGGCCAACGCCGUGAGCGAAGAACCUGGAGGCAGUGACAUCUCUACCACCGAAGCAACUGAUUCACCGAGUUCUAAACCGCUUCGAGACCUGUUGAAGCGAUGGACUCUGCCGGCACUGGUCACCUUGCUUGGCAGCGGCCUCUCGAUCUUCUCACUCUUCUUGAACAGCGAAGAAAACAACCCAACACCAGAGCCAGCCGAACCGCCUGCAGCAGUUCAGCAAGAAGGCUCCCAAGGCCAUGCCGCACAAGACGCUUUAAAGCAGGCCCUCGAUCAAGCCAUGCAGGGCAUUCUUGGAGGCGGUCAAGACUUCCAGAAGGAGAUGGAGGACCAACGAAAGCAGUUUGCCGACGCACGCAACAACCUGUUCGGCAAACUCAGUGGCUUCGGCGAGAAGAAAGAGAACGCAGAAGGUGUGGAUGAACUCGUUGAAAUGCUCAACGGCAAUCCGCUCCUGGUCGCUCCCGUGACCAUGUACGCGAAGGCACUGGCCGCGAAGAUCGGCAUUGUCGUCAACGAAGUCUUGCAGGAACAAGCUCAGAACCUGGCCCAGCUUCAGCAGGAAGUACAGCAGGCAUCUGACUCGAAUCAGCCCAACAGCCUUGCCCGGGUGGCGUGUGCUAUCCGCAGCAGCAACCUCAACAACAGCCUUAUCAGCAACCAGCUUACUCACCACAACAGCCGCAACCGUACUACGCACCGCUUCGUUGGAAUCGAGUAUCGCGGCCAGUCAUUGGCCCCGAUGGUCAGCUAUACAUGCUGCACGUACGUGGCUACUUCCGUGGCUUUGGGCCCUUUGGUCAGCGGGUAUGGGAGAAGCAAUAAGAGUAGGCUUCAGCAAAAGCACGGUGGCAAAGAACGCCUGGAACAACUGGCAAUCAAUUCUGCCGAGCACAGGUCCACAAUUGCCGCCGACCUUCGCGACAAUAUCGAUGCUCUCCGUGUGCGUGCUGACGUCAUUCGUUCAACUUGCACCGCGACAGUAGACCAUCUGCGGGCGUAUGAAAACGCGUCGGAAUCGACGGAUAACGACGCCACAGGAUCGCCUGUGGUGCACGAGGAUGAUGGCGAUGACGACGCACACACGAUCGAAAAGAACGCGGGAGGCGACGGCACAGGCGAUGAGGUCACGGAUGAGGAGGCGCGGGGACGAAGCGGCAGUGUGGCAAAGAAAAGUGGAACGGAAUUCACAAGUGGCGAUCCUUUGGCGGCUAUCGACGCGGACUUGGUUCGGUCGGCAGUCGCCAAGUUGCGUGUGGGCGACCGACUCACCAGCGACGAACGUCGAGCUUACAAGGCGUUCGAGAAGAAGCGCGAAGAAGAGGCGAUGCGUCGCCACUACUCCUCAGUGCCCCAGAAAAUGUGGCGUGAGUGGUCUGGGCGGCAAACGAAAGUGCUCAAAGACCAGGCUCAGCGGUAUGGCAUACCGAUCGGAGCCACGAUUGACCUAUCGGAACUCGCGUUGUGGCUGCACGACUUCUUUGCCAAACACGGCCGCAAGUUCUCCGCUCCCGAGACUGACGACCCCGAGUUGCAAGGCACUGCAAGCCCGGCGUUAGAAGAGCAGCGGCGAGAGAAGGCAAUCAUGCUCAGGCUUCAACGCCUCGAGCGCGAGGGAACGCUAGUCGACAAGGCGUACGUCGACGACAAGUUGGAACAGCUGGCCGCGGUUCUCCGAAGGGCCGGAGAGCGAUUAGAGCGUCGAUAUGACAGCGACGCGAAGGCGAUCUUAGACGAGGCGAUAAAUGGUUUCCGCCGUGAGCAUGCCGCAAUGUGGCCCGGCGACGUUUCAAAGCGUUGA
Cladocopium goreaui is the source of this 2061-nucleotide messenger RNA. The record is from the annotation of a GenBank genome assembly. Lineage: Eukaryota; Dinophyceae; Suessiales; Symbiodiniaceae.